AAAGUGCUAGGUGAAGAGGGUUUUUCUUCUCCUUCGGCCGCGGAAACUACAGAGGGUAGCUGGCGAGGGUGGUCUGGAAAGGCGGUAGCUGGUGUGUUGGUGGUCCCAGAACCUCUCGUAAACCAGAUGGAGUUUCGCUCUUGUUACCCAGACUGGAGUGCAAUGGUGUGGUCUCUGCUCACCACAACCUCCGCCUCCCGGAUUCAAGCAAUUCUCCUGCCUCAGCCUCCCGAGUAGCUGGGACUACAGAGAUAAAAGAGGAUUAGAAAGUAAAAGAAAAUGCUGGGAACUGACCGUUGUGUGGUGGAAGAAUGGUUAUCAGAAUUCAAGGCAUUACCUGACACUCAGAUCACCAGUUAUGCAGCAACUUUACACCGGAAAAAAACACUUGUACCAGCCCUCUAUAAAGUUAUUCAGGAUUCGAAUAAUGAGCUCCUGGAGCCUGUCUGCCAUCAGCUGUUUGAGCUCUAUCGUAGCUCAGAGGUUCGACUUAAGAGGUUCACACUGCAGUUCUUGCCAGAAUUGAUGUGGGUUUAUUUACGGCUUACAGUUAGCCGAGACAGACAGAGUAAUGGUUGCAUUGAAGCACUUCUGUUAGGAAUAUACAAUUUGGAAAUUGCUGAUAAAGAUGGGAACAAUAAAGUUCUGUCUUUCACUAUCCCCUCCUUAUCCAAGCCUUCAAUAUACCAUGAACCUUCAACAAUUGGAUCCAUGGCUUUGACAGAAGGGGCAUUGUGUCAGCAUGAUCUCAUCAGAGUUGUUUAUAGUGAUCUUCAUCCUCAGAGGGAAACAUUCACGGCACAGAACCGGUUUGAAGUCCUGAGUUUUCUCAUGCUGUGUUAUAAUUCUGCUAUUGUAUAUAUGCCUGCCUCAUCUUAUCAAUCUCUUUGUCGGAUGGGUUCCAGGGUUUGUGUGAGUGGGUUUCCACGGCAACAUGAAAAACAUUGGAAAGAACUCUGUGGUCGAAUAGUAUUGGAUCCUGAAUUUAUGGUGCAGCUUCUCACAGGGGUGUAUUAUGCCAUGUAUAAUGGACAGUGGGACCUUGGCCAGGAAGUUCUUGAUGAUAUCAUUUAUAGAGCCCAGCUAGAGCUUUUUUCUCAACCACUAUUGGUUGCCAAUGCCAUGAAAAACUCAUUACCAUUUGAUGCUCCUGAUUCUACACAAGAAGGCCAGAAAGUCCUUAAAGUUGAAGUCACUCCAACAGUGCCGAGGAUUUCUCGGACUGCAAUUACAACAGCUUCAAUCCGUCGUCAUAGAUGGAGAAGAGAAGGUGCUGAGGGUGUAAAUGGAGGAGAGGAGUCUGUAAACCUGAAUGAUGCAGAUGAAGGAUUUUCAUCAGGGGCUUCCCUCAGCAGUCAGCCAAUUGGGACCAAACCAUCCUCCUCUUCUCAGAGGGGAAGCUUAAGGAAAGUAGCAACUGGGCGUUCAGCCAAGGAUAAAGAAACAGCCUCUGCCAUCAAAUCCAGUGAGAGCCCUCGAGAUUCAGUAGUUCGCAAGCAGUAUGUACAGCAACCAACUGAUCUUAGUGUAGAUUCAGUUGAGCUGACACCAAUGAAGAAACACCUGAGCCUGCCUGCUGGCCAGGUGGUGCCAAAAACCAAUAGCUUAAGUCUAAUCCGGACAGCCAGUGCUUCCUCAAGUAAAUCAUUUGACUAUGUAAAUGGCAGUCAAGCAAGUACCAGCAUUGGGGUUGGCACUGAGGGAGGUACUAAUUUAGCAGCUAACAAUGCUAAUCGAUACUCAACUGUCAGUCUGCAGGAAGACCGGCUAGGUCAAGCUGGCGAAGGUAAAGAGCUUCUCAGCCCAGGAGCCCCCUUAACCAAGCAGUCUCGAUCCCCAAGUUUCAAUAUGCAGCUAAUAUCCCAGGUGUAGUUUUGACAUCCUCCCUCAUCUUUCUGCUUACCUUUUAAACUGAACAUUUCAUUGUGCAAGAAGACACUUCAUCCCACAUUGUGAAAAUACUGGUCACUGUUAUCAGAUUUCAUUUAGUUUAGGUAUCUUCAUACUGUAUUUUGUAUCAAAACAGCAAUAAGGUUUUCUUUAUCCCUCUUUCCUACAUCUUCACGUAUUCCUUGUAAAUGUGUUUGUGAAGCAGUAUAAAAUGUUUGCCUUUUCCAUGCCUUCCUUUCUCCUUGGGUGAUGUGCAAUCCAUCGUAGGCUGAUCGGUCCCAUUUCAACACUGUGAGACUGAGGAUACGUUAGAGGAAAUGGUGUAUAUGAUCCCUAUGAAACGAUUCUUUGGCUUUUGUUUAAAAACAAAACAAAACGGGUUUGUUCUCAUAAUCUAGAGAACUAUGAAGAUUACUGGAUCAUAUUUUUUUCUCUUAACCAGGAGUGCCUCAGAGAUUCUGCUAUGACUUUGGACUUCUCUGAGUCUGUGCAAUCAUUUUCUGGAGAAGCAUGGGGAAAGGUGGUAGACUGCUGCACUUUUUCAUUAAAAUGAGGGUAGCUCUUUCUCCACCCCCCAUCUCGUUUAUCCCGAAGACAUAAAUGUUCAAUUAUGGAGGCAUUUAAAUCAAGUUGUGACCACCUCCAUUGGAGGACAGGGCUCUAAGUUGAUUGUGUAAUUGAUAAUGCACUUUCUCAAUGGCUCUAUAGUCAUUAUUAACAUGUCUUCCCUCUUCCCCACAAGGACAUAUAAGGUCAUUUCUGUCCUUCAAGUUUGGCCAACUAACAAAUCAGAUUCUGAGGGGCAUGUUCUAUUUCCCAGGAAUGAUUGACACUUUGGUGCUGGGGUUUUGUGGGGGGAGGGGUGGUUUUUGUUUAGCUUGUGUGGAGAUUGUGUGUGUGAGAGGAGAUUUUGAUUCUUCUUUUUUUUCUUUUCCUUUGUGAGCUGAUGGCUGAAGUAUAACAGUACAUCUUCAGGUAAAGAGAGGGAUUUCUCAAUCUACUUUCUGUUAUGUCAGACUAUAAGAGAAACCCUUUCAGCUGCUUUCUAGAUGUACCUAAAUUCAGUCAGGUAUUUUGGAUUAAGAAACCUAAAGUCCUGAUACAUUACAUACUCCAAGGAAAUAUAUCAGGGACAGACAAUUGGCUGAAAACACUGAUACUUCAAUGUGACACAUUUUUAUAGAACAUUUCUACCAGGGGGUACUGACCUUGAUUUCUCCUAUAAGGACCACACUGCCUUUGUGUUUAAUGUAAUGCAAUUUGUGUACCUUCUAAUCAUAUAUCUGCAGUUUCUCAUUUUUAUAAAACUUUGAAAUCAUGCCAGUAAGCUAGAUGUUGAAUGUAUGUAAGUAGCAUUUGGUAACUGCUAAGAGGUUACAAAAACAUUAUUGGUAAAAAAAAUUUUCUUAGUUCUGAUCUGGUUGGAUAAGAUUUUAUCAUAACCUCUUCUGGGUCUCAGGCUCUGAUGUUUGAAAAAGAAGGGAGGAAUAUAUUGGGUUUUAAAAAAUCAGUGUAUUGUGACUUAAACUGUUAUAAGUUAUCCUUCCACAGAAUACAUCAGAGCUAUUAGUGCUUUGUACAUUUAGAUGUUUUUACUUGAUUAUUGUUUAAAAAAAAUACUGAAUUUAUAGAAAGCAAGUAUUCUCCUAAUUAACAAAAGUUAAAAUUUUAUCCCUACCAUUAAAAUUACAAUAGAUUUUGAUAAAUAACAGAAAAAAAUGGUUUUUUUUUCACACCUAGCAAUGCUCCCGUUUUUAUUGUAAGAACUUUCUUUUCUCCCUAAGAGACUUUCUGUUAGACUCUUUAUAUAUGAGAUGCUUGUUUGAAUUUGGUAGUCUGUAACAUUUUCCAGCUCAUGUGAAAAUGGAAAACUAGAACCUGAACUAGUAUCUACAACAUUGCCAAAGUCCGGGGUAAAGCUAAAAGUUGAUAAAUAGACAAUUUAUUGAUUUAUGUGUGUCUGUGUGUGUGUGUAUAUAUAUAUAUGGUGUGUAUAUGUAUAUAUCACAAAGUUGUAUUUUAAAUAUCCUUUCUUUUAAUUUAAGGGAUGUCAAAUAAAUGAAAGGAGUUUAAAAAUAGCCAAAAUAAAUGAGCUGUAAAGGUCUAUAACAUACUAAAAAAGGCAGUUUCAGGUAUGUAAGGAAAGGAGCAUUAUACUCACCUAGAAAGUGAGAUCU
This is a messenger RNA of Mandrillus leucophaeus (drill), 4067 nucleotides long. It is a transcript of the gene HYCC2, whose product is annotated as family with sequence similarity 126, member B. Gene Ontology annotation, cellular component: plasma membrane. Bases 280 to 1872 code for a protein of 530 amino acids. The record is from RefSeq and is a predicted model, not a curated record. The transcript has 12 exons. Lineage: Eukaryota; Metazoa; Chordata; Mammalia; Primates; Cercopithecidae. Gene Ontology annotation, biological process: phosphatidylinositol phosphate biosynthetic process; protein localization to plasma membrane.